AUGAAAUGCCGACGAGCGAUCCCCGUCGCGCUUCAACAUAAUUCACAAAUGUGUGCUUGGCGGAAUGGACACACUGAGUCAACCGAAAAUACGAUCGAUCGUGAUCAGAACACUGUAGCGUUCAAGAAGAUAGCUAAUGCAUCUUUGGAAUAUAGCGACCUGAUGAAGAAGACGAAUGGCAUCGGUGUCCUCGGUCAGGGUCAACGAAGCAAUGACGAUGCCGGCAAAUCAUGUUUGUUCGACCCCAUCUGA
This is a messenger RNA of Soboliphyme baturini, 252 nucleotides long. The record is from the annotation of a GenBank genome assembly. Lineage: Eukaryota; Metazoa; Nematoda; Enoplea; Dioctophymatida; Soboliphymatidae.